AUGCCUACCCGCCAGCUCCUCCCUGGCCUCUUGCUUCUGUUCUGGACGCCUGCCAGCCUGGCCCGCCACGGCCCCCAGCUCUGGGGGGGCCCCCACGCCCACGGGACCCCACGCUGCUACUCGGCCGAGGAGCUGCCUCUGGGCCAGCCCCCGCCGCAUCUGCUGGCUCGAGCUGCCAAGUGGGAGCAGGCUUUGCCCGUAGCCCUGGUGUCCAGCCUGGAGGCGGGGGGCCGCAGGAGGCGGCACGACGCCCCCUCCGCUGGGACCCAGUGCCCGGUGCUGCGUCCUGAGGACAUGCUGGAAGCCGGCAUCCACCAGCGUUCCAUCUCCCCCUGGAGAUACCGCGUGGACACGGACGAGAGCCGCUACCCGCAGAAGCUGGCCUUCGCCCAGUGCCUGUGCAGGGGCUGCGUCAGCGCCAGGACGGGCCGCGAGACAGCGGCGCUCAACUCGGUGCCCCUGCUGCAGAGCCUGCUGGUGCUGCGCCGCCAGCCCUGCUCGCGGGAGGCCACGGGGCUGCCCACGCCCGGGGCCUUCUCCUUCCACGCGGAGUUCAUCCGCGUGCCCGUCGGCUGCACCUGUGUCCUGCCCAGGUCGGCUCGGUGAGCCCCGGCCUCGGCCGGCGUCGCCUGCGCCC
Molecule: messenger RNA, 637 nt
Organism: Panthera uncia (snow leopard)
Lineage: Eukaryota; Metazoa; Chordata; Mammalia; Carnivora; Felidae
Gene: IL17C
Product: interleukin 17C
Biological process (GO): inflammatory response
Cellular component (GO): extracellular region
Molecular function (GO): cytokine activity
Source: RefSeq, a predicted model, not a curated record